Molecule: messenger RNA, 1184 nt
Organism: Topomyia yanbarensis
Lineage: Eukaryota; Metazoa; Arthropoda; Insecta; Diptera; Culicidae
Product: SAP30-binding protein
Exons: 2
Coding region: 128-1102 (324 amino acids)
Biological process (GO): regulation of DNA-templated transcription
Cellular component (GO): nucleus
Source: RefSeq, a predicted model, not a curated record
AGGGUCGCUAAUCAAAAUAAAUCACUGUCAUCAAUUUUUGCCAAGUGCGUGCAAAAUACAUUGUUUUGCUGAAAAGAUAGAAAUUUUAUCAUUAUUAGAUUUUACGAGUUCUUUUUUAUUGUGAACCAUGAGCGGGAAAAACUCUGCUCUUGCAUCACUAACGGCUACAUAUACCGAUUCCGAAAAUGAGGAUGAUCCGGAAACCGCUAAUGAAUCUUUCCAUUCCGAUGAAAGUUCAUCAUCCCAGGUUCGCGUCCGUUCCCGCCAGCAAACACCGAUUCGUGAAUUGUCGGAAGCUUCAGUAUCACCUCCCGAAGGGAGCGCAGCUGUAGCUAAACCUGUGGCCCCAUCUUCGACAGAAGCUUCCAGGUCGAACGAGUCAUCCACGUCACGCCAAAAAGCGCUCCGGCUGGUAAGUUACUUCGAUGACACUGUAGUUUCAGAUGAUGAAAAUACAUCACCGAGUCGAAUCCGCGAGGAUGCUAUGGAUAUUUCUGAAGACGAAACUCCAGCAGUCGAAUCAGCAUCACCGAAGAAAAUCGAUCGGGCUAAACUAUACGGAUUUUCACUGCCACCCGAAUCGAAAGGUAAAUGUUCGAUUGAGCUGCAGGAAAAGAUUGCCACAUUGUACGAAAAAAUGCGCAAUUCGAAUAUGGAUACGAAUAAAAUAAUUCAAGAGCGAAAGGAAUUCCGCAAUCCAAGCAUUUACGAGAAGUUGAUUCAGUUCUGUGACAUUAAUGAAUUGGGCACCAACUAUUCGUCAGAUAUAUUUGAUCCAUUCCAGUGGGGUAAAGAUUCGUAUUACGAAGAACUAGCAAAAUCUCAGAAAAUCGAAAUGGAGAAGGUGGAAAAGGCGAGAAAGGAGAAUGCCAAAACAGAGAUUCAGAUUGGCGUUAAAAAGAUGGAUACGGAUGAUUCGAAAAAGCGCAAAUCGAAAUGGGAUCAGCCGGGUGUUUUGGGAGCUGCUCCCGGCUCAAUCGGAACUGCCGGAGUGUUGAAACCUGCCGGCAUCAUCACCCAAACAUUAACGACAACAGCCACCGGUACGAAGGGAACCGUGAUAUCAGCUUUCGGGUCGCUGCCCAAGAAACCAAAAGUAUAAUAGACCUUUGGGAUGAUGUGGUGUUUACACUUUUACCUUACUUUUUGUAAUAUUAAGCAAAUAAAUAGCACAAAAUAACGAA